AUGGAGCCUUGCGAUGCAAGACUCUCGAGGAAGGUCUUCAUCGAGUUGAUCAAAGAGGCGCUGCAAGAACAUUUGCAAGAAAAAGAAUCCAACAGAGAAGGCGCAGUGGAAACUAAUAGUGCUGAUCUUCCAGGAGAAAACGAAAUAGUUGAAAACAACGAAGAAAUUUAUUAUAAAUGGUCGGAAGAACAUACAUUUAUGAUAUUCCAUCCUGCGCCGGAAAUUGUUUUUACGUUUUUGGCCUUGCUCCUUUUCGUCCUGACGCUAGUACGUUUCGUUUACGAGUGUGAUUUCGCCCUUGAUUUCGGCUUUUACGAUACUAAGCGGCCAACGCACCUGGAAUGCCGCUCAAAGAAGCUGGCAAGAGAUCAAGAAGAUCGAAUGCCCCUGUGA
Molecule: messenger RNA, 393 nt
Organism: Oikopleura dioica
Lineage: Eukaryota; Metazoa; Chordata; Appendicularia; Copelata; Oikopleuridae
Source: the annotation of a GenBank genome assembly